This is a messenger RNA of Triticum turgidum subsp. durum (durum wheat), 2061 nucleotides long. The record is from the annotation of a GenBank genome assembly. Lineage: Eukaryota; Viridiplantae; Streptophyta; Magnoliopsida; Poales; Poaceae.
AUGUGUAUUGAGGAGUUGCAACUUUUGAGCCACAAACAGCUUCCGGCGAUGAUCGAAAUGAAUUGUGCGCCGUUCCUUCCAUCCCUUCUCCUCCUCAGCCUUACCUUGGCAACCAUUGCCACCUGCAACGACCAAUUCUUCUUCUCUGGCUUUACACAAUCUAACCUAACCCUGGAUGGUAGUGCCGUGGUCACACAAGACGGCCUCCUCGAUAUGUCCAACGGCACGAACAAUGUCAAAGGUCAUGCUCUUUACCCCACUCCUUUGCGCUUCCGCGAUUCAUCUACCGGGAAAGUGCAAUCAUUCUCGGUCACCAUCAUUUUUUGUAUCGUCAAUACAUACCCUGGCGUGGCUGCUAAUGGGGUGGCCUUCUUCAUUGCCCCAAGCAAGAAUUUCUCAGAUGCACUGCCCGCGCAAUACUUUGGGAUCCUGAAACAGAAGAGCAAUGACAGCCUCUUGGUAAUUGAGGUUGACACCUUCCAGGACCCCGAGCUGCAAGACAUCAAUGACAACCACAUCGGCAUCGACAUCAAUAGUAUUUUCUCCUUUCAAUCUCAUACGGCUGGCUUCUAUGAAGACUCUAGUGGUGCCUUCAAGAACCUGACGCUGAAUGCCCAGAUGGAACUACAAUUGUGGGUGGACUAUGACGAGGAGGAAACAAGGAUCAAUGUGACCUUGGCUCCACUCCAUGUCGGAAAACCCUUGAAGCCACUAUUGUCUGCAACCUAUGACCUCUCAACUGUGCUCACGGAGACAGCAUAUAUUGGUUUCUCAUCUACUGCUGAACUUACAAACACUAGUCAUUAUGUUCUUGGAUGGAGCUUCGGUAUGAACAUGCAAGCUCCGUCCAUUGACAUCUCCAAGCUUCCUAAGUUGCCUAGUGUUGGCGAAAAGGCCCAGCCAAAGCUCUUGGCGAUCAUCCUCCCAAUAGCCACUGCAGCAUUGAUCAUGUCUAUCGGCACUCUCGUCAUUCUGAUGGUGCGAAGAAGAAGAAGAAGGUAUAGUGAGGUGCGCGAGGAUUGGGAGAGCGAGUUCGGCCCACACCGAUUCUCGUACAAGGAUUUGUUCAAUGCUACUCAAGGAUUUAAGAGCAAGAACCUGGUUGGAGCAGGAGGGUUCGGGGAGGUAUACAAAGGGCUGCUUCAGUUUUCCAAGAAGGAGAUCGCCGUGAAGAGGAUGUCCCACGAGUCGAGACAAGGGAUGAAGGAGUUCAUCACCGAGGUUGUUAGCAUUGGCCGGUUGCGACAUCGCAACCUAGUGCAGCUACUUGGUUAUUGCAGGCGGAAAGGUGAACUGAUGUUGGUGUACGACUACAUGUCAAAUGGCAGCCUCGACAAGUACAUACACUAUCAACAGGACGACAAGCCCACCUUAAAUUGGGCUCAGAGGUUUCAGGUCAUCAAGGGUAUCGCUACCGGCUUGCUCUACCUGCACGAGAAGUGGGAGAAAGUCGUGGUGCACCGGGACAUCAAGGCAAGCAACGUCCUCCUCGACGAUGAAAUGAAUGGGCGGCUCGGCGACUUCGGCCUCGCCCGGUUAUAUGAUCACGGCACCGAUCCACAGAGCACACACAUGGUCGGCACGAUGGGGUACCUUGCCCCCGAGCUAGUGCGCACGGGCAAGGCGUCCCCUCUUACCGAUGUGUAUGCCUUCGGCAUGUUUCUUCUUGAAGUUACAUGUGGGCAAAAGCCUGUCAGGCAAGGUCCUACAGUGGAAAACCAGGUUUUCUUGGUGGACUGGGUCCUGGAGCACUGGAACAACCGACUGCUUAGCAGGACGGUGGACGCACGGCUCCAGGGUGACUACGGCGUUGACGAAGCGUGCCUCGUGCUGAAGAUAGGACUUUUGUGCCUGCACCCCUUUCCUGGUUCGAGGCCUAGCAUGCGACAAGUCAUGCAGUACCUCGACGGCGAGACCCCUCUGCCAGAGAUGACGACGACGCAGCUGAGCGUGGAGAUGCAGGGGUUGAUGCAGGACAGCGGGUUCAGCACAUCCGUCAUGUCUUACCCCCAGCUGAUGUCCAGCUUUGGGGCAGUGUCCGACCUCUCUGGAGGACGAUGA